AUGACAUUAACGAUGAAGAAGAUCGAUGAAGAUGAUUAUGGCCCUAAUGUUAACAAUCAUCAACAAGAUGAUGAUAAUGGUGGCAACGUACAGGAAGAUAAUAUUGAUGGUGACAUCAAGCUGGAUGGUAAUUAUGACGAAGACAACGACGACAUCAGCAUUGACUAUGAAUUAUAUGAAUUAGAAAACCUAGACGUGGAAGAGGAAGUUCUUCAAAAUAACUUUGAAUCUGACAUCCAUAAAGCUGUUUUCUCCAUGGAUCCUGAUUUACAUCCAAAUAGUUAUCGUGUAGAAUUACCAAAAGGAGGAGAAUUAGUGAUGGUUUACAGGUUUCUGGACGAUGUAUUUAUGAUAGAAGGAUUUCAUGCACUGAAACUUCAAGUUAAGCUAAACAAGUCCAAGUGGUUUACGACAUCAACUCUCGGUAAUGUUGCCUUCUUCUUGGGAGAUAAUUAUUCAACUUCAGUUUGCACUAGUGAUUAUAUGGGAUGCCAUCCAGAUUGCAUUUACUUUACUGAUGAUUAUGUGGGUUUCUACAUGGUGGUCACACCCUAUGCCAUUCAUGGUGGAGGAGGGCCUUCUGAUAAUGGUUUCUUCAACUUAAAAGAGAAAGCUUUUGGGAAACAUUAUAAGCUCCAUCCUUCUCAUCAACAUAUGCCGCCGCCAAUUUGGAUUGUACCAAAAUUCAAAUACUGA
This is a messenger RNA of Dovyalis caffra, 696 nucleotides long. The record is from the annotation of a GenBank genome assembly. NCBI's taxonomy places the organism in Eukaryota, Viridiplantae, Streptophyta, Magnoliopsida, Malpighiales, Salicaceae.